Closterium sp. Yama58-4 is the source of this 849-nucleotide messenger RNA. The record is from the annotation of a GenBank genome assembly. Lineage: Eukaryota; Viridiplantae; Streptophyta; Zygnematophyceae; Desmidiales; Closteriaceae.
AUGGAGUGCGGCACUGGCAGAUGGAGUGCGGCACUGGCAGAUGGAGUAAGGCACUGGCAGAUGGAGUGCGGCACUGGCAGAUGGAGUGCGGCACUGGCAGAUGGAGUGCGGCACUGGCAGAUGGAGUGCGGCACUGGCAGAUGGAGUGCGGCACUGGCAGAUGGAGUAAGGCACUGGCAGAUGGAGUGCGGCACUGGCAGAUGGAAUGGAGUAAGGCACUGGCAGAUGGAGUGCGGCACUGGCAGAUGGAGUAAGGCACUGGCAGAUGGAGUGCGGCACUGGCAGAUGGAGUGCAGCACUGGCAGAUGGAGUGCGGCACUGGCAGAUGGAGUAAGGCACUGGCAGAUGGAAUGGAGUGCGGCACUGGCAGAUGGAGUAAGGCACUGGCAGAUGGAGUGCGGCACUGGCAGAUGGAGUAAGGCACUGGCAGAUGGAGUAAGGCACUGGCAGAUGGAGUGCGGCACUGGCAGAUGGAAUGGAGUAAGGCACUGGCAGAUGGAGUGCGGCACUGGCAGAUGGAGUGCGGCACUGGCAGAUGGAGUAAGGCACUGGCAGAUGGAGUGCGGCACUGGCAGAUGGAGUGCGGCACUGGCAGAUGGAGUGCGGCACUGGCAGAUGGAGUGCGGCACUGGCAGAUGGAGUGCGGCACUGGCAGAUGGAGUAAGGCACUGGCAGAUGGAGUGCGGCACUGGCAGAUGGAAUGGAGUAAGGCACUGGCAGAUGGAGUGCGGCACUGGCAGAUGGAGUAAGGCACUGGCAGAUGGAGUGCGGCACUGGCAGAUGGAGUGCAGCACUGGCAGAUGGAGUGCGGCACUGGCAGAUGGAGUAAGGCACUGGCAGAUGGAGUAA